Molecule: messenger RNA, 5831 nt
Organism: Stegodyphus dumicola
Lineage: Eukaryota; Metazoa; Arthropoda; Arachnida; Araneae; Eresidae
Product: transcription factor E2F1-like
Biological process (GO): regulation of transcription by RNA polymerase II
Cellular component (GO): RNA polymerase II transcription regulator complex
Molecular function (GO): RNA polymerase II cis-regulatory region sequence-specific DNA binding; protein dimerization activity; DNA-binding transcription factor activity, RNA polymerase II-specific
Source: RefSeq, a predicted model, not a curated record
AUUUUUAGGUUAAAAGAAAAUUGGAUAUGUUACAAGCUGGCCCAUCAAAUAGUGACAACAAGAAAUUUCGAGGAAGAUCCUAUCUGUAUAGAGGUAAACCAUCAACUGAAAAAGCCAGGUAUGAUACAUCUUUAGGCCAGCUUACUAAGAAGUUUCUGAAAUUGCUGUCUGAUGCAUCAGAUGGUGUUGUCAACUUAAAUACUGCAUGUUCGCUUCUGUCAGUUCCUAAACGACGCCUUUAUGACAUUACUAAUGUACUAGAAGGAGCAGGUCUGAUACAGAAAACAUCUCGAAACAACAUUCAGUGGAUGCCUAGAGCUUCAUCACCUUGUGCCAGUGUUACAAAAUAUGAAAUCGAAAAAGAUAUUGACAUUCUGGAAGCUAAAGAAAAUAAACUUGAUGAAUUGAUUUAUCACAUGAAUUUACAACUGAAGUCUUCAAUAGAAAAAGAUGGAGAGUAUCAUUAUUUGACCAGUGAUGAUCUGAAAGGCAUCGAAGAGUUUUCUGAAAAGAUGUUAAUUGCGGUUAAAACUCCUGCAGCUGUUCAGAUUUUAGGAAAAAGUGAAAAGAAUUUAGUAGUUAAAAGUACAGAUGGAGACUUGGAAGCUUACCUGUUGCAAGAUCAAUCAUUUAUAAACAUACUGCACUCAGAAGCUGAAUUCAAAGAAAAUUCUUACUCUGUUAAGAUUGAAAACCAUAGUCUUUCAAGUUCAGAGAAAACAUCAUUGACUCAAGACGAAGCAUGCUCAUCUGGAAUCUGCAGCCCAUUUAUUUGUUCAACAAGUACUUCAUCAUAUCCUAGUCAUUAUUCUGAAAAGAUAUGGACAGAAGGAGAUACCAUCAUAAAAAAUGCAUUCAUUGCUGAAGAAGAUGAUAUUGCACCAUUAGGAAGAAAUUUUCUUUUUCAAACUCAAGAACAAGAAACCGAAGAACAAGAUGUGGAGUCAUUAUCACAUUCCCUAUUGGAAUCAUCCAUGGAUCAUUAUUCUUUUUCACUUGAUGAUUGUGAAGGCUUGACAGAUCUUUUUGAUUGUAACUUCCCAUGCCUGUAACAAGUUAUUCACAUUCUACUCAUAAACUUCAGAAAAUUUGGUAAUGAAAGAUAAGUAUGGAGUGGUAUUAAAGGAUGAUGUUGUUUUGCUUUGAAUCAGCAGUUUUAUCAAUUCUUGUCAUAAAAAAUAAGUAUUAAUACAUGUAGAUUUACUGACUUUAAAAAAUGUGUUAUCCAGCAAUUGAUAAUCCUGACAAUACUACUAAUGCUAGUGCAGGAAAGUAGCAUACCUUUGUACAAUAAAAGAAUAUAAUAAUAAAAAAAAAAGGGUUGAGAGAUAUUUCUGUAGUUUUCAGUAUCAAACAACUAAUAUGUUAAAUCUGGGAAGUUAUCCUCAAGCUGUGAAAAUUGAUUUCUUUAAUUUUAUCUAAAAGAAAUAAAGUAAAUCUGAAAUGAAAUUUUUAUAGGGACCAGGUAAAUGUUAGUGCAAAUAACAAAUAUCACUUCAAUAUGCUACAUGUAUAAAUUAAUGUACUUUAUUUGUUUACUAUUUUAGAAUUUGCAUAUCAUAUCAUUUGCAGUCAUGUAUGAAGAAAGUUAAAUCUCAUCAUAUGCACAUUGCUGUAUGCUGUAGCCUUGUCCAGACUGCGAAGAUUUUGUACUUGAAAUAUCAGUAUGAAGCAAAUAGAUUAUGGAAUAUAAUCAGAGGUACUUAUAAGCCAGUAAAAAAAUAAUCAGUGCCAGCAGUUUUCCUUCACUCAUUGAAAACUUCGGUUGUAAUUAAUAAUUGAGCUUCAAAUACAGUAUACAUAACAUUUCAAACGUUAUCUGUUUCUAUCAAACUAAAAUGCUGUAAAUUUUUCAUUGAAAUAUUGCUUAUAACUGCAGAAGUUAUAAGUGCUGCGCUAUGUCAUUAAGUGCAUAACUUUUGUAGACUUGGCAAUGCAAGUUUUAAAGUUAAGAAAAUAGUUUUGCAUAAUACCAAAGUUUAUAUUUUAAAAUUCCAGCUGGUUAAAAUAAGUUACAUAUAUGGAUAUAUUUCUAUAUAUUCAAAUUUACAUAUAGAUAUAUUUUACUGCAUAUUCAUAGAGAAUAGUAAUUUUAAUAUAAUUAUUACUUUAAAAAAAUUUUGUAAUUUGUAAUGAAAAUUCUUCUCUGUUGGAUAUUCCACUGAGUAGUGCAUUUUGGCUCCAUUUAAAAAUAUUAAGGAAUUUAAUCAAAAUUCUUCUCUCUUGGAUAUUCCACUUAGCAGUGCAUUUUGGCUCCAUUUAAAAAAUAUUAGGAAUUUAUGCUUCACAAAAUCCUUUUAAUGAGGUAAUGUCACUUGACAUUCAUAAAAUUUUGCUGUGUUUCUCUCACUUUGCUUCACAUUAUGAGAAAAAUUUGGAUUAUUGUAUAAUUUUGUGUGUGUAAACUUAUGGCAGCAUGAAAUUCUGAGUCAAAUAAUUCUUUGAUAUUUUGUUUCACAGUGGCACCUUUUAAGUCAUUAAUAAGAUUUGAUAUUAAUGUUUGUACGAAACGAAACCUGCAAAAAAUGUCAGUUUUGAAAACUCCAGCCAAGAUAGCAGAAUUUAAAAUACUGUUUUAUGUAAAGAGACUUGAGGGUGUUAAAAAAUUGCCAAAUGUAUAAAUGUACAAUGUGAAAUGCCAUCAUCUUCACAGUCCGUAAAUGUUUAUUUUCUGUGUGAUUUGUUUGAAAAUUUCCUUGCUGACUUAAAUCUUCUCUUAUAUAUAGAUACAACCACAUAAGCAUAACUUUCGUAAUUGUGAAUGGUGAAAAUUUUUAUCAUGAAUUGUUUUAUAGUCCCCCCCCCCGCUUUGAUUCUCCUCUUUUUUUUUUUUUUCCUUCUUUUUUGGAUGUAGGCACAACUUUGUAGAGAUUACAGACUAAUAAUUUAUCUUUAAAUUAUUCAUAAUGUAACUAGACACCUUGACUUCCUCAGGAAUUUUAUAUAUCAAAAUAUCAGAAAGGCUUAUUGGUACUCUUUGUAUUCUUAUGGUUCUACUCGAAUAGCUUUAAAUUAUAUUUAUAAUAUUUGUAUACUAGAUUACGUUCAAGCAAAAGUAAAUAUAUAUAUGCUUGCAAAUACAUGGUAUACAUACAUAUACUGCUGUGUCUGCUUUUUAUGCAUAUUUUUACUUUAAACUUCUGUAAAAUGGGUGACUGUUACUUUGAGUUUUGCAUGGCUUUCUUAUUAUAAUUAAGAGGUUUCUUUCUUUCAUUUAAUGAUCAUAUUUAUGUUGAGUGAUUGUUCUUUGCGUUAACCUUAUGAAAAGGGAUGGUGAAAGCAAAUCUCAGAUAAUUUAGCUUUGGAAAGUUUCUUUGUUUGAAGUUUUGUAAAUUCAGCAAUACCAUUAAGAGGGAAAACUUGAUAAGCAUAUUAAGAUGGAAAACAUAUUAGUGUAAUAUGAUUGUUCCACUCACUGCAAUUUUAUUUGAGCUCAUUGUUGUAAAAUUUUUAGCUUAUGUUAUUAUAUUGUUUAUAAAAUAUAGAAUAGAAAUGAAAAUCUUUCUUGUAGCAUUGCAGUAGUUUAUGAUCUGUAACUCUAAGUAUCAGCUAAAUAAAUGAACUCUUAUUAAAUAUAUGUAAGGAAGUAUUCAAGAAAAAAUUUUAAUUGGUGUUUUAAAAAAUCCAGAGGGAAAGCUGCUUAAUUUAAAAUAAUAUUGUGUGCAUAAAUUUAAUAACUCAUAGCUGUUUUUAAUUUAAAAUCAUAAGUGGGACUUAAAAAGUUAUUACACUUCAGUUUCUUUUACAUAAAAUUUCUCCUAAUGUGCUUCAUGAAAAUGAUAUUUUAAUAUAAUUGUACUGUUAUCUCAGUCUUCUCGUCAUUUUUUGGUUAGAUUUAAAAAUCCCAUAUAGUUAAAAAAUGUCUUUUGAUUGUGUAUGUAUUACAUAGGAAAGAGAAUAGGCUGGUAUCAUAUGUGUUUCUCUUUACUGAUGUAUGUUAAAAAAAAAUUGUUUUUAUGUGUCUGUUUAUAUCACUUGAUAUCAUCAUCUAGAGAGUAAUUAUACUUUAAUAAAGAUUUAUGUGACCAACCUUUUGAAUCCUGAGGAAGAUUUUCUGUGCUUAGAAAAGUUCUACACUUUCUAACUUUAUUUCUCGAAUAAUGAUGCUGGAUAAAAAUACUUAUGUGAAUUUGGAAUUUGGUGAUAACUUUAAUAUAGUCUAUUUAAGUAAAUCUUUAAAUGAAGUAUCGUUAUUUGUGAGAAUACUUUGAAGUAAAGUGCCAUAUAUAUAUAUAAAACUGUGAACAUGUAUUUUCCCAUGUCUUCUAUCGUUAGUAAUGUGUAAGUCAUUAUUUUCCUAAAUUUAAUAUUUCUCUUUCACUCCUUUGUCUAAAACUUCAACUAAUGUGAAUUUUCUUGAUCUUCAAUAAAUAUGCUUGCAUCUAUUCAGUUUUUUUUUUCCCCCCUCUCCCAGAAGCUGCUGGUAUGAAGCAUUUAUUGGAGUCCAAUUACUGCAUACAGUUCUUGAAGUAAAUUUUUCUUUUUAGUUAAAAAAACUUCAAUUAGAGCUUCAGGCUGUUUAAUUAUUUCAAGGCAAUAAUAUUUUUUAUUUAUAUUGAAUAUAUUUGUUAUCAUGUUUACUGUGUAAAAGUGCUUUCCACAAUCUGAAAGCAGAGCAUUCUCAUGAAACCUUUUAUAAACCAAAGUGGUUAGCAUCAAGAAAGCUUUUACUUUUAAGUAAUAAUGCACAAUUUUAUGAGCAUUUCCAGACUGAGAAAAUAUCUUAAUAAACUAAACCAAAUUAUACAUUAAAUGAAAAAUAAUUUUAAUACUUAGUAAAAACAGCAAUAGUUAAUAAAUAUACAGCCUAUAUAAAAUAGUACUAUAUAUUAAUCAAAAUCAGGGAGACAGCAAAUGCAUUAACUGGAAUGUUCAGUUUUGGGUUGGAAUCUUUUGUGUUGACUGUACAAACUUGUAUGCAUUUUUAUGAUCUUGUAUGCUAGGCUGAAUCAUUGAAAGUUUUUUGGAAAAUAGGAUACUGGCAUAUAGAAGAAAGUGAAGAGGAUCUUCUGUUUAUUCGUCAUUGCCAUGAAACUGGUGGGUCAUUAAUAUCGAUAUCUGCCCAUGUCUUCCUCUAGUUUUCCAGGUUAGUUAUGUUAAGGGCUAGUGUGGAAGGCUUCAAAUACAGCAUUUUAACCUCAGCUAUUUGUCUGUGUAACAAUUCUUUGUUGGAAGUUACAGUAUCUUGCAUUUCUUCAGUAAUGCUCUGUGUCUUAUGAAACUUAAAUAUUGAAAGCUAAGUUCACUUAAUGCCUUUCUCCAUAGAAUCUAAUAUUUUCUGUACUUUUUUUUGUACAGAAAGCAAGAAAGUCACUAAUGUAACUUUUUGCAACAGUGAGAUGCUUUCAUUCAAUUAUUUCUUCUUUGUUCAGUGAAGUAGUUUAAAAAUAUCUUCAGCUUUCAAAUGUGCCUUCUAAAUUGUGCAGAAUGUAUUCCACUUCCAGUGUACAUUUGUAACAAUUUAUAUUAUGUGCCUUCUUGAUAGUUUUUGUAUUUUUAUAUUGUAAUUCUCAUUCCCAUCCUCACACACACGUGUAUGAGACAGAGUAUAAUAGUCAGGUUACAUCACAAAGUGUAAAAGUAUAUUAAGCAUAUUAUAUUUAUAUUAUAUCAUUUAUCUUUAAAUAAAUAUCUAAAAUAAAUUUACUGUUCCUUUUCUAGUGUGAUGUACUUAGAUAUUUUAAAAACAUUAAUCAAAAUAAUUGUUAAAUUUAAAAAAAAAAAAAAAAAAAAAUUGUAGUUGAAUGAAAAAAAAAAUGUGCCUGUCUGAAUAACCAUCAGUAUCAUGUUGUUAUGUUUUUCAAAAUAAACCUGUUUGUUUUACAUUGAAA